AUGAAGGCGGUUGCUGCGAUUGUACUUACCACCUUGGUCUCGACCUCCUUGGCCUCCUCUCACGGCCACACCACCCCUCGCCGACGACACCACAACAAGGGCCCCCUCGAUGCAGAGCAGGCCAUCGUCAAGCGCGCCACCUACUCUGGUAUGGCCACCUGGUACGACGUUGGUACCGGCAACGCUGGUGCUUGUGGUCAGUUCCUCAACCCCAACGACCACGUCGUCGCUUUGAACCAGCCCAUGUACGGUGACCUCGGCCAGCGUUCCUCGUGGUGUGGUAAGACCAUCAUCAUCUCCAACGGUAAAAAGACUGCCACCGCUCGUGUCGAGGAUGCUUGCCCUACUGGCGGAGGAAACUGCUUCUAUGGCUCUCUCGACAUGAGUGUCGGCCUCUUCACCGAGUUCACAAGCCUUGGCACUGGUGUCUUCCCUAUCACUUGGUGGCCUGCUGGUGAAGGCGGUGGAAACUCUGGCAACAACGGCGGUGGGCACAACAACAACAACAACAACAACAACAACAACAACAACAACAACGAUGACGAUGACGAUGACGAUGGCGACGACGAUGACGGCCAAGCCGCCGCUGCCGCUGCCAAGAAGAAGGCUCAACAGGCUGCUAAACAAGCCAAAGAAGAGGCCAAAUCGCAAGCCGCUGCUGCUUCCCGUUCUGCCGCCGCCGCCGCCGCCGCUUCGUCAGCUGCUGCUUCCCGUUCUGCUGCCUCUUCUCGUGCCUCAGUAUACUCGGUCACCAAGGCUGCUGCCCGUGCCAGCGCUUCCGUCUCCAGAGCCGCUGCCAAGUCGCGUGCCAGCGUUCGCGCCAGCAAGUCGGCUGCUGCCGCCUCCUCCCUCUUGUCCGCCUCUGCCGCCUCUGCCGCCGCUGCCACCGCUGCGACGCCAACAGGCAACCUCAACAACUUUGCCAACCUCUACGACGGUCUUUCCAAGAUCAUCAUGGAGCAGGCCGACUCGUAG
This is a messenger RNA of Ustilago hordei, 975 nucleotides long. RefSeq lists its product as uncharacterized. The record is from RefSeq and is a predicted model, not a curated record. Lineage: Eukaryota; Fungi; Basidiomycota; Ustilaginomycetes; Ustilaginales; Ustilaginaceae. The transcript is spliced from 2 exons. The coding region runs from base 1 to 975 and encodes 324 amino acids.